This is a messenger RNA of Pungitius pungitius (ninespine stickleback), 844 nucleotides long. RefSeq lists its product as uncharacterized. The record is from RefSeq and is a predicted model, not a curated record. The coding region runs from base 155 to 844 and encodes 229 amino acids. NCBI's taxonomy places the organism in Eukaryota, Metazoa, Chordata, Actinopteri, Perciformes, Gasterosteidae. The transcript is spliced from 4 exons.
GAAUCCAGCAGCGUCUCUCACAGUGAGUCCUCACAGACUGCAGCACUUCAGCACAGAGUCACUGUCACUAAGCUGUGAGGGAACCUCUACUGAGUGGAGAGUGAAGAAGGCUGAUGAAGAUGGUGACGUGUCAUCCUGUCCUUACUGGGGAGAAAUGAAUGGAUCCAUAUGCAACAACGACACUACAGCGAGUAGUGGAGUGUACUGGUGUGAGUCUGAAACACAGUUCAGCAAUGCAGCAAACAUCACUAUACACAAUGUCCCUCAGCCUGUCUUCACGGUGUCCCCAUCAUGGACGAGUCCUGUAGACUCAGUGACUCUAACCUGCACUGUUGAACCUCCGUCUGCAGGAUGGAGGUUCUUCUGGUAUAAGGCUGUUCCAGAUCUGUCAACCUACUACUACCCCUACUACACCUAUGAUCUUCUACCUGGUAGCACCACUGGGACUGAACAGGGUUCCUACAUUAUUCAUGGACAGACCCACACAGCAGGAUAUGUGUGCAGGGCUGGAAGAGGAGAUCCUGUGUUUUACACCCUGUAUAGUGAUGUGAAGUUUGUCUGGUCUGGAGGUGUGAAUCCAGCAGCGUCUCUCACAGUGAGUCCUCACAGACUGCAGCACUUCAGCACAGAGUCACUGUCACUGAGCUGUGAGGGAACCUCUACUGAGUGGAGAGUGAUGAAGGCUGAUGAAAAUGGCCGUGUGUCAUCCUGUUCUAUCUGGGGAGAAAUUACUGGAUCCACAUGCAACAACGACACUUGGGCGAUUAGUGGAGUGUACUGGUGUGAGUCUGAAACACAGUUCAGCAAUACGUCCACCAUUGACUUUAAACCAGAGGAGCUGUAG